Molecule: messenger RNA, 1083 nt
Organism: Trichoderma atroviride IMI 206040
Lineage: Eukaryota; Fungi; Ascomycota; Sordariomycetes; Hypocreales; Hypocreaceae
Source: RefSeq, a predicted model, not a curated record
AUGGAUGCGAGCAGCUCGACGUCAAAGGCUCAUGAAGCCCUGCCGGGACGAUUUCCCAGCAUAUCUACAUCUCCAUCCGAGGCUCUGAGUGCUUCUUCUCCUUCGAGCAAUGGUGUUAAUCAGGAGCCUCACAUGCGCUGGCCGCCUCCAACAUUCCUCGCCGGGCAGGGCUUCAACAUGCCGUCCCAGCAACGGGCUUCUAACCCCUUGUUCGCUUUCGCCCGCCUUCAGGAGAAAUACAAACAACAUUUCGAAACUCGCUACGGCUCCCAAACCAAUCCAUUCAGCUCAGGUUUCUCUUCGCCAUUUCCAUCAUCAAAGCUCCCGGAGGUCAACAACCAACACUCCUCCUUUUCCGCCCGGCUUGAUCAAGAACAGCGCACAACUGCAAGCCUCUACGUCCUCCGCCACGUCCAACAAACCCUUCAGCAGCGCUACCAAGAGGCACAGACGCAACUCGCCCGCACGGAGAAACUCAUAGAGCAGACGGCGUGGGAUCUCUUCUUCCAAAGCCCGCUGGACUUUAUGUGCCACGAGAUGGACAUCGUCACCGGCGCUGCCACGAUCAAUGCUCUUACGGCGGGACGAAGCAUCCUUCCACAGGCUCAAUCUUUUCCCGACAGUGAGGCUUGGAUGAAGAAGCUGGAUGACUUGAGGGACUUGCAGGAUGAGGAAUGUGCUGUGACGAAAAGGAUGGAGAGGACUAUGAGGCAGAUGAAGCGUACGGAUGAGAUGAUGGUUGUGGGCAAUUUGAAGCAACAGGAGUUCUCUUUGCAUAAAAGCAGCCCCUUUCCUUUUGGCGGCCAAUAUGGCAUGACGUUUCCGCUUUCUGGUCGUUUCCCCAGAGUUCAGACAGUGGCUUGUUCACCAGACGUGAUGGGCAUCAGCACGGCUGGACCCUCGAAAAGCACGGCAUCUGCUGCGGCAAGCAUGUUUUCGAAUUGGCCACAGCCUACUCCUGCUCCUGAUGAAAGUCAAGAUGAAGCUGGCAGCAACAAUGCCGCCGAUAGCAGCAGCACGGGUAGUAGCAGCCACUUUGAGGCACGUUGCGGUCCUGAUUGCCCCGGACGCCAUGGUCAGUGA